AUGUCGAAACCAGCAGAGCAAGGUCAACAAACGCUUGCCANNGUCGACCUCGGAUCCCUCUCAGUACAACAACUCUCCCAAGUCAAGAAACAGCUCGAUGAAGAGACGCAACACCUGACAAACUCCUACGCCCAACUGCGCGCCGCCCAGCAAAAGUUCCGCGACUGCAUUGCCUCGAUCGUCACCGGUGUCGCAAACUCGGUCGCCGACAAGCCGCUGCUGGUCCCCUUGACUUCUUCCCUCUACGUCCCUGGCACACUAGCAAGCACCGAGACCGUUCUGGUAGACGUCGGAACCGGGUUCUACGUCGAAAAGACCACCGAGCAGGCAAAGAAGUUUUACGAGGCAAAGGCGGAAGAGCUGGGAAAGAAUGUCAAGGAUCUCGAGACCAUUGUGCAGGGCAAGAAUCAGAACUUGAGAUUGAUUGAAGAAGUCAUGCGUCAAAAAGUCCUCGCGAGCAACCAGGCUCAAGGAAGCGCUUCCGCCUCGUCG
Molecule: messenger RNA, 492 nt
Organism: Aureobasidium vineae
Lineage: Eukaryota; Fungi; Ascomycota; Dothideomycetes; Dothideales; Saccotheciaceae
Source: the annotation of a GenBank genome assembly